UCUUCUUCUGCCUCUCUUCCCUCUUCUCUGUCCCUUUCCACUCCUUUGCUCUCCAUCGUUUCGCUGUUGCAGAAGAGCCUGGCUACACCAUGGAGAAAAUCACCGACAAGAUCGCGGCUUUGCCGCCUGAUGCGAAUUACUUCUCACUGGAGUUCUUCCCUCCCAAGACCAAGAUGGGUUUCGCCAACCUUCAAGCGCGUUUGGAGCGCAUGGCACAGGCUCUUCGUCCCUUGUUCGUGACCGUCACCUGGGGUGCUGGAGGCAGUACCGCGCAGAGAUCCCUGGAGCUGGCGGAGAUCUGCCAGCGCCAACUGCAGUUGACCACAUGUUUACACUUGACUUGCACGAACAUGAGCCGGGCCUUGGUCGACGAGGCGCUUGAGGAAGCCAAGGUGCUGGGCAUCAGGAACAUCCUCGCCCUCCGUGGCGACCCACCCCGCAGUGAAGAAUACAACAUGCAUGGCGAGGACGACAGCAACAAGGACUUCACCUUUGCGGUGGACUUGGUGCGCUACAUCCGACAGCAGCACGGUGACUACUUCUGUAUCGGUGUGGCCGCUUACCCCGAGGGUCACCCAGCCGAUAACUUCCAGGACGGUCAAGACCCCGUUAGGGACGUGCCGUACCUAGUUGAGAAGACUCAGGCGGGCGCAGACUUCAUCAUGACUCAGUUGACCUACGACAUCGAUGCCUACACCAAGUUCGAGAACAUGCUACGAAACCACGAAUCCGGAGCCUUCAAGACCAUCCCUAUCAUUCCCGGCUUGAUGCCACUCCACAGCUACAAGAUCCUUACGCGCGUGACGAAGCUGAGCCAUGUCAAAGUCCCCCCACACAUCCUGUCCAGGCUGGAAGAGAUCAAGCACGACGACGAUGCAGUCAAGCGCGCUGGCGUGGACAUUCUCUGUGACCUGGUAGACGGGAUGCGCAACAUUCCCACCCCAGGGCUGCGCGGGUUCCACUUCUACACACUGAACCUGGAGAAGACCGUGUCUUUCCUCCUCGAGCGCUGCGAUCUCAUCGGUCCCUACACGGAAUAUGACGAGCCCAUCGAAGACUCAGCAGCAUACCUAGCCGCUCCGCUCGACACCCCGGCGCGCGCACUCGCCAGCCGUCGCUCAUCCAUCAGCUCGAUACCGCACAACCGUGUCAUUGUCGAUAAAAUUCAACCAUCCGAUGUAUCUUCCCGCGAAUCCGUUAGCCACGAAGCCUCGGCGCUGAGCGCGGGGCUGCCUGCCAUGCCCCCCGACCGCAGCACGACAUUGCAAAUCUCAGAGGGUCUCGGCGCGCUCGGGCGCGAAGCGACUUGGGACGACUUCCCCAACGGACGAUGGGGUGAUGCGCGCUCCCCCGCCUUCGGAGAAAUCGACGGCUACGGCCCAUCCCUCCACAUCCCCCCGUCCGUGGCCCACAAAGUCUGGGGCUAUCCCGUCACCCGCGACGACAUCAGCGCGCUCUUCCGCCGGCACGUCUCCGGCGACCUGUACAUCGUACCGUGGAGCGAAGGUGGUGCCGAAGAGGGCACGGGCGGUCUCAACGCCGAAACGGAGAUUAUCCGCCCCGAACUGCUGCAACUGAUCGACAAGCGCGGCUGGUGGACGUUAGCCUCGCAACCGGCCAUCAACGGGGUGCGCAGCGACGACUCGAUCUUCGGGUGGGGACCGCCAGGCGAGGGCUUCGUCUUCCAGAAGCCGUUCGUGGAGUUCUUCAGCCCCAGCAAGGACUACCACACGAUCCUGAAGCCGCUGCUCGAGCGUCACGGCCACGAUAAGCUGGCCUGGUUCGCGACCAACGUCAAGGGCGACUUCGAGACCUCGCUGCCGGGCGCCAACGCCGAGGACUCCGACCCGCUCGACAUCAACCCCGCCAACGUCAACGCCGUCACCUGGGGCGUCUUCCGCGGCAAGGAGAUCGUCACCCCGACCAUCAUCGAGGAGGUCAGCUUCCGCGCCUGGGGCGACGAGGCCUACCGCAUCUGGGACGAAUGGCGCCGCAUCUACCCCAAGAACUCCGCCACCGAGCGCUUCCUCGACGCCACCAAGAACGACGUCUGGCUCGUCUGCGUUGUCGGCCAGGAGUUCGGCGCCGGCACCGAGGUCGGCUCCAAGGAGGAAGAGGACGAGACGAAGUGGAUGUGGAGGGAGCUGGCCGGUUGCUGAUGAAUUCAAUUCCCAAUUUCUGCUGCAUAUAUGCCCCGCCCCGACUUUCUGAAUAAUUUAUUUUCUUUUGCUUCUCGGGCUCUAUAUCGAGAACGGGAACAUCAUACCUCCCAGCUAGAAUCGAAGAGAUAUCAUCGUUCAUAUUAGCCGUCGUGUUCAUUCACUGUUUCACUUCUCUUGGACGUUUGUACAACUCCUUCACUUCACAGCAUUCAACGAUUGCCCUUGCGGCUUAAUGCUACUACUAGGCUUUCACCCCAUUUAUCAUUCUCUCUCCUUUAUAACGAGCAUAGCUUGUUAUCUUAAUAGAAUGUCC
Messenger RNA from Aspergillus homomorphus CBS 101889, 2475 nucleotides. Its product is annotated as methylenetetrahydrofolate reductase (NAD(P)H) MET12. The transcript is spliced from 2 exons. Gene Ontology annotation, molecular function: methylenetetrahydrofolate reductase [NAD(P)H] activity; FAD binding. Gene Ontology annotation, biological process: tetrahydrofolate interconversion. Gene Ontology annotation, cellular component: cytosol. NCBI's taxonomy places the organism in Eukaryota, Fungi, Ascomycota, Eurotiomycetes, Eurotiales, Aspergillaceae. Bases 90 to 2159 code for a protein of 689 amino acids. The record is from RefSeq and is a predicted model, not a curated record.